Molecule: messenger RNA, 3758 nt
Organism: Dromiciops gliroides (monito del monte)
Lineage: Eukaryota; Metazoa; Chordata; Mammalia; Microbiotheria; Microbiotheriidae
Gene: GAB1
Product: GRB2 associated binding protein 1
Exons: 12
Coding region: 295-2547 (750 amino acids)
Source: RefSeq, a predicted model, not a curated record
GAAAGAGAGCAGAGCCCGGGAGGGGGAGUGCGCUCCCCGGCCAGCCCCGGCUCAUUCCAGAGCCGCUCCUCUCCGCAUCUGCUGGGGAGCCCGCAGAGGCGCCCUCCUCUCCCUCUCUCCUCCCGCUCGCCUGCCCUUCCUCCCCGGCCGUCCCAGGAGGCCGGAGCGGCCGUAGGGCGUGAGAGGGUUCGGACCGUCGGUGUUGCUGCUGCCGCCGGCCGCCCCCUGCCUCCCCCACCCUCUCAAGACUCAGCAGCGGCCACGGCGGCGGAGCCUGGGAGACACUCGCUCACCAUGAGCGGCGGCGAAGUGGUUUGCUCGGGAUGGCUCCGAAAAUCCCCCCCGGAGAAGAAGUUGAAGCGUUACGCAUGGAAGAGGAGGUGGUUCGUACUCCGAAGUGGCCGUUUAACGGGAGAUCCAGAUGUAUUGGAAUACUACAAAAAUGAUCACGCCAAAAAGCCCAUCCGCAUUAUCGACUUAAACUUAUGUCAACAAGUAGACGCCGGAUUGACAUUUAACAAAAAGGAGUUUGAAAACAGCUACAUUUUUGAUAUCAACACAAUCGACCGCAUCUUCUAUUUGGUAGCAGACAGUGAGGAGGAGAUGAAUAAGUGGGUUCGUUGUAUUUGUGACAUCUGUGGGUUUAACCCUACAGAGGAAGAUCCUGUGAAACCACCUGGCUCUUUGCAGCCCUCAGCUGACUUCCCUUUAGCUGUAAAUCCAUCACCAGCCCCUCUGCAGAUGGAUCCAUCCCCUGGUCCUCUACCUCCUCCCUAUCAGCUAAUUAACUUACCACCACACCUGGAACCUCUUCCUAUUCAGGAUGAUCCCCAAGACUACCUCUUGCUCAUCAACUGUCAAAGCAAGAAGCUUGAACCCGCAAGCCAAGGGUCCUCUUUUGUUUCUGAAGAAGGAGAAGAAUAUCUGCUUCUUGAAGACUUUGAAAGCAAAAAGAUCCCAUUGCUACCCCAUGCUGAUUCGGCCAAAUCCACCUCUUCAGAGACAGACUGCAAUGAUAACGUCCCUUCUCAUAAAAAUUCUGCUCCCUCUCAGAGCAAACCCGCGGUGAAUGGCUUCUUUCAGCAACAAACCAUGUAUGACCCUCUGCCUCCCCGAGCUGUCUCUGUCUCUGUGGACUCCAACCUGUAUAACCUGCCCCGGAGUUACUCCCACGACGUCUUACCAAAGACAGCUUCUCCAUCGAGUACGGAGGCGGAUGGAGAGCUCUAUGUUUUUAACACGCCAUCUGGGACAUCGUCCCUAGAAACGCAAAUGAGACAGCUCUCUGCUAGCUAUGACAUUCCCCCCACACCUGGCAAUGCCUACCAGAUUCCAAGGACUUUUCCAGACGGAGCUUUGGGUCAGACGUCCAAGUUAGAGACGAUCCCAGAUAUUCCUCCACCACGACCCCCAAAACCGCACCCGGCUCACGACCGAUCACCUGUGGAAACAUGUAUUACCCGCACCGCCUCAGACACAGACAGUAGUUACUCUAUCCCCACAUCUGGGGUCCCACCAUCUCGUAGUAAUACCAUUUCCACUGUGGAUCUGAACAGAUUGCGGAAAGAUGCUAGUUCUCAAGACUCCUAUGAUAUUCCACGAACAUUUCCCAGCGAUAGAUCUAGCUCACUUGAAGGCUUUCAUGCCCACCUUAAAAACAAAAACAUGUUGACAAUGGGGAGUGUAUCGAGUGAAGAACUGGAUGAAAACUACGUCCCAAUGAAUCCCAACUCUCCACCACGACAGCAUUCCAGCAGUUUUACAGAGCCAAUUCACGAAGCCAACUAUGUGCCAAUGACACCAGGGACAUUUGACUUUUCAUCCUUUGGAAUGCAGGUCCCACCUCCUGCUCACAUGGGCUUCAGGUCAAGCCCAAAGACCCCUCCCCGAAGGCCAGUUCCUGUGGCAGACUGUGAGCCGCCCCCUGUUGAUAGGAAUCUCAAGCCAGACAGAAAAGGUCAAAGUCCCAAAAUUUUAAGACCUAAACCCCAUGGUUUAGAGCGAACUGAUUCACAAACCAUAGGUGACUUUGCUACAAGACGAAAGGUAAAGCCAGCACCACUGGAAAUCAAACCAUUGUCAGAGUGGGAAGAGUUCCCAGCUCCUGUGAGAUCUCCUAUUACCAGGAGUUUUGCUAGAGACUCCUCCAGGUUUCCUAUGUCUCCUCGACCGGAUUCAGUUCAUAGCACAACUUCAAGCAGUGACUCUCAUGACAGUGAAGAGAAUUAUGUGCCCAUGAAUCCAAAUCUAUCCAGCGAAGACCCAAAUUUGUUUGGCAGCAAUAGCCUAGAUGGAGGAAGCAGUCCAAUGGUAAAGCCUAAAGGAGACAAACAAGUGGAAUACCUAGACCUAGAUUUAGAUUCUGGGAAAUCAACACCACCGCGGAAGCAAAAGAACAGCGGCUCUGGUAGCAGUGUGGCUGAUGAGAGAGUGGACUAUGUUGUGGUAGACCAACAGAAGACGUUGGCCUUAAAGAGUACCCGAGAAGCCUGGACUGAUGGGAGACAGUCUACAGAAUCCGAAACCCCAACAAAGAGUGUCAAAUGAAGAUCCUUCUCUAGCUGCCUCCCAAGAACAGAAGAAACCAGAAUUCUCAAGUUAAUUCCUGGUAAAAGAUGGUACAGAGCCACAUCCACAGCAGUGUUUGACUGAAGAGGACUUGACUGUUCGACUCCGGAUAGGCCCUUGAAAUUAAUGGAGUUGAAGUCAAUAGACAUUUCAGACAAAAUCAAGCAAUUGAUUACCCUAAAUGGUGCUUUGUGGUAUCUGAACAAAAUACAUGAUGUAAAUAACAUAUAAAAAUAGUAUUGUUUAGCUCCCAGAGAAACAUUUGUUCUCCAGUUAAUACAUUUGUAGUAUUACUAUAUUUAUGCACUUUUUCAGUUAAAAUAUGGGUUCAGGUAUUCCCAAAUAAUGUACCUUAACGAAGUUCUUUUGGGAGUUCUCAUUUUUCCUCACACUACUCCAAAUAACAAUCCUAGGUUAAUUAAGCUACAUAUAGAGUAGAACUUGGUGUCUAAACUUCACUUGUCCAUUUUAAAGUGCAUUAGAAGUAGAUUCACAACUUAAUUGACUACCUGAAACUUUAAGUGGUGAACGAUAGUUUGCUACUUAAGAAAAAAAAAUUAAUGCAAAGCAUAAUGAGGGGCUUGCCAUUUGCCCCCCUAACACAUAUGCUAUAAGUUAAUCAUAAUGAACCAUUCUGGAUUUAGGACCUACCAUUCUUCCUUAGACACAUUUAGUUUAGCAGCGGAAUUUUCUAUUUUUUUUUUUUUUGGUUUUUGUUAAUGACAGUGUUUGGGGUUCAUUAGGUGAAGAUUCUGCAGGGUAGGAUCUUGCACCUUUAAAAGACUCAAUAAUUAAAUACUGACUUAGCCUGCAAACCACUGAGGGCAUGCAGUAAUGUUGUGAUUCACAUUUAUUAACAUGUAUUGAUCUUUACAUGAUUUACAAAAGGUAGAAAAUAUAGAAAUAAUCAGGUACGUACGGAGCACUGCUGUGCUCAUCACACUGAUCAGGUUUGGACUGAGCUUUUAGUCUCACUUAGAAGUCCUGGUAUUUGGUUUCCAACUUGAAAUUAAUGGGACAGUUGACAUUCACUGUUAGUACUAGUAACAUACUGUGAUUUUUUAAUUAGACAGUAAUACAGAUUUAUUAUUCUAGGAAUGGAAAUAACUAUGUUUUGACACCAUAGUGCCCUUUCUAUGAAUUUUUAUUUUACUUAAUCUUCUUCUUGGCCUUAUAUUUAAAUCCCUAUG